Molecule: messenger RNA, 2873 nt
Organism: Syzygium oleosum
Lineage: Eukaryota; Viridiplantae; Streptophyta; Magnoliopsida; Myrtales; Myrtaceae
Product: cullin-1-like
Exons: 20
Coding region: 166-2394 (742 amino acids)
Biological process (GO): ubiquitin-dependent protein catabolic process; protein ubiquitination
Cellular component (GO): cullin-RING ubiquitin ligase complex
Molecular function (GO): ubiquitin protein ligase binding
Source: RefSeq, a predicted model, not a curated record
CCCUCCUCCUUCCUCCACCUGCGUCUUCGUUAUCAGCAGCAGCAGCAGCAGCAGCAGCUGUGGAUUCUUCUCCGACCUCGAUCGGUCCUCCUCCUCCUCCUCCUCCCGUCGCUGCUCCGCGAAUCAGAGGAAUUGGGAGCGAAGGGGGUGUGGGGUCCUAGCGGGAUGAACGACAGGAGGACGAUCGACCUGGACCAAGGAUGGGAGUUCAUGCAGAAGGGUAUCACAAAGCUGAAGAACCUCCUCGAGGGGCUUCCCGAGACCCAAUUCAGCUCCGAGGACUACAUGAUGCUCUACACAACGAUUUACAAUAUGUGUACUCAAAAGCCUCCUCAUGACUACUCCCAGCAACUGUACGACAAGUACAGAGAAUCCUUUGAAGAGUACAUCACAUCAAUGGUAUUGCCUUCAUUGAGGGAGAAGCAUGAUGAGUUUAUGCUGAGAGAACUUGUUAAUAGGUGGGCAAACCAUAAGGUGAUGGUUAGGUGGUUAUCUCGUUUCUUCUAUUAUCUGGAUCGGUACUUCAUUGCUCGAAGAUCAUUGCCGCCUCUUAAUGAAGUUGGCCUGACUUGCUUUCGUGAUCUGGUAUAUAAGGAGUUAUAUGCAAAAGUGAGGGAUGCUGUUAUCUCUCUGAUUGAUCAAGAACGUGAGGGAGAGCAAAUUGACCGAGCUUUACUGAAGAAUGUUUUGGAUAUAUUUGUUGAAAUUGGGAUGGGGCAAAUGGAUCGUUAUGAAAGUGACUUUGAGGCAUCACUGCUUGAAGAUACUGCUGCUUAUUAUUCUAGGAAAGCUUCGAAUUGGAUACUAGAAGACUCUUGUCCAGAUUACAUGCUGAAGGCUGAAGAGUGUCUAAAACGUGAGAGAGACAGGGUUUCUCAUUACCUGCAUUCAAGUAGUGAGCCGAAGUUACUUGAGAAAGUUCAACAUGAAUUACUGUCUGUCUAUGCAAACCAACUACUUGAGAAAGAGCACUCCGGAUGUCAUGCGUUGCUUAGAGAUGAUAAGGUGGAGGACUUGUCUAGAAUGUUCAGGCUGUUUUCUAAAAUACCUAGGGGCUUGGAUCCUGUUGCAAAUAUAUUUAAACAGCAUGUUACUGCUGAAGGUACAGCCUUGGUCAAACAAGCUGAAGAUGCAGCAAGCAACAAGAAAGCUGAGAAGAAGGAUGUGGUUGGUCUGCAAGAACAAGUUUUUGUGAGGAAAGUGAUUGAAUUACAUGAUAAGUACCUAGCAUAUGUCAACGAUUGUUUCCAGAACCACACUCUUUUUCAUAAGGCUCUAAAGGAGGCUUUCGAGGUCUUCUGCAAUAAGGGAGUCGGUGGAAGCUCAAGUGCAGAACUGUUGGCCACUUUUUGUGACAACAUACUAAAGAAAGGUGGCAGUGAGAAGUUGAGUGAUGAAGCUAUUGAGGAAACACUUGAGAAGGUGGUGAAGCUGCUUGCCUAUAUCAGUGAUAAAGAUCUAUUUGCUGAGUUCUAUAGGAAAAAGCUUGCGAGGCGGCUUCUUUUUGAUAAGAGUGCUAAUGAUGAUCAUGAGAGAAGUAUUUUGACCAAGCUAAAGCAACAAUGUGGUGGUCAAUUCACCUCAAAGAUGGAGGGAAUGGUGACAGAUUUGACAUUGGCAAGGGAAAACCAAACCAGUUUUGAAGAGUAUCUCAGCAACAAUCCUAAUGCAAAUCCUGGGAUUGACUUGACGGUUACUGUUCUGACAACUGGCUUCUGGCCAAGCUACAAAUCUUUUGAUCUGAACCUUCCAGCGGAGAUGGUAAGGUGCGUUGAAGUUUUCAAGGAAUUCUAUCAGACGAAAACGAAGCACAGAAAACUAACAUGGAUAUACUCCUUGGGUACUUGUAACAUCAUCGGAAAAUUUGAACCAAAAACCAUGGAGCUGAUUGUCACAACUUAUCAGGCAUCUGCUUUGCUGCUUUUCAACACCUCGGAGAGAUUGAGUUAUUCGGAGAUCAUGAACCAGUUAAAUCUGAGCGACGAUGACAUUGUUAGACUUCUGCACUCUUUGUCAUGUGCCAAGUACAAAAUUCUCAAUAAAGAGCCAAAUACAAAGACAAUAUUAUCGACUGAUCACUUUGAAUUUAAUGCGAAAUUCACCGACAAAAUGAGGAGGAUCAAGAUUCCACUCCCUCCUGUGGACGAGAAAAAGAAAGUAAUUGAAGAUGUUGAUAAGGAUCGGCGUUAUGCCAUAGAUGCGUCAAUUGUGCGCAUCAUGAAGAGUCGGAAAGUUUUAGGUCAUCAGCAGCUGGUUAUGGAGUGUGUUGAGCAGUUAGGACGCAUGUUUAAGCCUGAUUUCAAGGCGAUCAAAAAGCGAAUAGAAGAUUUGAUCACUCGGGAUUAUCUGGAGAGGGACAAAGAUAAUCCUAAUUUGUUCAGAUAUCUUGCUUGAAAAUCUGCUAGUUGACCGUCCAGCUAUAGAAGUUGCUGCAGAUAAGGGAAUGGCGGAGGGGUUCAAUCACUUCCCUACCAAAGGUUUUGGAGGACCUAUGUUCAGCUGUACCUCUUCCGCUUGAUUAAUUGGGAGCGCACGAGCCGAAAAAUGCCUGUAUAUUUUGCCUUGAGAGCCAAGUACGAAUGGUUAAAGAAUAUGCGCCCGUCCUGGAAGAUAUGAGGUCGUGAUUGAUUUGGUCCAAUACUUAGAGUGGGACCAACCAGCAUCUUCCGCCGGCAUGCGAGCACCCAAAUGAUUAUUGAUGUUUUCAGGUUGAUUUGUCCUUAGUCCCAAAUAUUCAAGAAUGAGACUAUUUGUUUUAACACAAGUUGUCACUGCAAUUUCUAACUUUCUUAUCUUCCAAACUGGAGCUGCACUUAGGUGUUUUACAGCCUUGUUUUAUACUGGUUCUUCAUGGAAGGGUAAUUUUAUGAUAA